Molecule: messenger RNA, 2272 nt
Organism: Naegleria gruberi
Lineage: Eukaryota; Heterolobosea; Eutetramitea; Acrasida; Naegleriidae
Product: nucleolar complex protein 2
Exons: 3
Coding region: 8-2242 (744 amino acids)
Biological process (GO): ribosomal large subunit biogenesis
Cellular component (GO): Noc2p-Noc3p complex; Noc1p-Noc2p complex; nucleolus
Source: RefSeq, a predicted model, not a curated record
CACAAUAAUGGGUAAAAAGCAAACAAAGAGUGAUAAAAAAUACAAAUCCAAUAAAAGUUUGGUUAAAGCCAAGAUAAGAACUCAAAAGAUUGGUCAACAAAAGUAUAUUAGAGAAACUAUUAGAAAUGAAAAGCUGAAAAGAGAUGACCUUUCCGAUUCCGAACAAGAAGAACAACAACUUGACCAACAUUAUUUGAAGAUAUCUAAGAAGAAGGAUAAGAAGGAAUCAACAAAAAAUGAUAAUGGUAUAACUAAACAUGAAGUUGAGGAAUUCCUUGAAAAACUUAAACAAGAAGGAGGAAAAACAACAAAGGAAGAAGAAGAAGAAAUUCAACAAUUGAUUGCUAGUGUUUCUGAUGAUUCUGAUGAGGAAGUUUUCCACGGAGGUGAUAAGGAAGAGGAUGAUGAAAUGACUGAUGAUGUUACUGAUCAACAAGAAGUAGACGAAGAAGAUGAACAAUACUUUGAAAGAAUUGCAGGUGAAAUACAAGAAGAAGAUGAAAAGGAUACUAAAGAAUUUGGUAAUAGAAUUAAAGUAACAAAAGCAUUGAUUGCUCGUUGGGUUAAAAAGAUUAAAACUUCUAACGCUGUGCAACCAUUAUUCCACUUGAUUUUAUGUUUCAGAUCAGGUUUGAAGAAGGAAGGAGAAAAUCAAGAAUCAAAAAAGAAGGAAAAAGAACCAGAAAUUCCAUAUGUUGUUCCUGAUGUUGCAACAUUUGCAAGAGUUACAAUGGCUUGUGUUAAGUGUUUGGGAGAUUUGGCAACUAUUUUGACAAAAUAUGAACAAGGAUCAAACAAAUUACCAGCUAAACAUUCUGGAUGGAAACAAAUUAAAUUAGCUCUCUCAACAUUUAUUAAUGCGUUCCACCAAAUGAUGGAAAAGACUUUGGAUGAAAAAUUAUUGAUUUAUGUUUUGCACUAUUUCGUAAGACUCGUUCCAUUCUAUGGUUUAUUUGAAGCUCAACCAAAGAAAAUUUUGAGACUCAUGCUCAACUUGUUAGGUCAUUCCAAUGAAGAUGUUAGAGUUAGAGCAUUUAUUAUUAUCAAUAGUAUGGCUGUUAUUUAUCCAUAUCCAUUCCUAGAAUUAUGUAUUAAGGGUAUUUACUAUACUCUUUUGAGAAAUUCUAAAGGGUAUAACCCAUCUACAUUCCAUCAAAUUGAAUUUUUGAAGAAUUGUCUUGUAGAAUUGUCAACAAUCAACUUUACUAGUACUUACCAUCAUGCCUUUACAUACAUUAGAGAACUUGCUAUAACGGUGAGAAGAGCUAUGGACUCAACAGUUCAAAAUGGUUAUGCUUUAUGUUAUAAUUGGAAAUUCUUCCACUGUUUGGAUGCCUGGUCAAAGGUUAUAUGUGCCUAUUACAAGCAAGAAAAUAUUUCAGCACUUCUCUACCCAGUCACACAAAUUGCUAUGGCUGCUAUUGGUUUAACUAAUUCUGCCAAACAUUAUCCAUUCAAAGUUAAGAUUUUGACCAUGCUCAACCAACUUUCGAGAGAUUGUGACAAGAGUUUUAUUCCAAUUUCGCAAACAGUUUUUGAAAUUUUACAAUUGAAACAAGCUAUUAACACUCCAAAACAAAAUCAAAAACCACAACCAUUAUAUUUCGAAUUCAAACUCAAGGCUGUACCUGAGGAACUCAAAUCUAGAGAAUUCCAUCAAAGAAUCAUUGAUGAUUGUUGUUUCUUACUUUUGGAUCACUUGGCUAAUCAUAGUAAGUCUGUUGCCUUCCCAGAACUUUCCUAUCCAAUUACAAACUUUUUGAAGAAGUAUGUUAAAUCACAUACUGAAACACUCCAUUUUGGUAUCUCCAAGCAAAUAACUAAUCUUGUUAAGCAUGUGAAUGACAAUAUCAUUUUUGUAAACGAAUCCAAAUCCAAGAUUAAUUUCACUCCACUUGAAUUUGACAAGGUUAUAGAAUUCUUAAAGGAUACUGAAACACCUCUCGACAAGUACUAUGCAAACGAAAAGAAGAAACAAGACAGAGAAGUUUUGGAAAGAGUUGCUGCCAAAUUGGACGAAAAGGUUACCUUCGAGGAAGAAGAGGAUGAAGAAGAAUCUGCUCUCAAAGAAAUGGAAGAGACUAAACUUAAGAGAAAGAGAGGAGAUGAGUCAACUGAAUCCACAAGUGCCCCAUCUUCUAAGCGAACGGAACCAUCCAAGAAGAAGACCAAAUCAUCAAGCAAUGCUUCAUCAUCCAAUAAGAAGGAUACCCUUAAGGAAUUGGAUUUGGAAAACUUUUAAUUUGCUUUAAUAAAUUGACAAUAUUUUAAA